This is a messenger RNA of Acaulospora morrowiae, 474 nucleotides long. NCBI's taxonomy places the organism in Eukaryota, Fungi, Glomeromycota, Glomeromycetes, Diversisporales, Acaulosporaceae. The record is from the annotation of a GenBank genome assembly.
AUGGGUCAACAAGAUAUCGAGGGUUUCCCUCCUCAAUCAGUCUUUUCUGUAAUUGGAAUGAGAAGGCUUUGGGAUGAACUAUACGAAGAAGGAAACUUGGUUGAAAAUCUGGACAACACAACAAGUUUAACCUAUAUGGUCAUGCAUGGAAUGGCCGGUUCCAAAACUAGAGAUUUUUCUCUAGUAGAGAAGGUUGAUUGCGAUUCAGAUGGAACGAUUUAUUUCGUUUCUACUUCAGUCAUCACACCAAAAAUUCCACCAUGCGUUGGUAAAGUUCGUGCCAACAUAAAAUUAAAUGGUUGGGUCCUACAACCUACUUCUGAAGAUCCAUCCGUUACGAGAGUUACCUACAUUCUCCAAUCAGAUGUCCGUGGAUGGAUUCCGUCGGUACUUGCUAGGAAAUAUUUGGCAAGACGACCCCUUGUCAUUCAUACCAUUAAAACUUAUUUGCUAAAGAAUGGUCCUCCGGUAAUG